CAGUUGCCACCAUCUACCAUCCCCCACAAACCAUCAGCACUCGACUCUUGAGAAUUUAACCCUAAAUCACAGAUAAAAUUAAUGGCAACUCCAAGCUCAUUACAAAUUCUAGCCAUGGCGGCGGUGCUACUACUGCUACAGCUCUUCUUCGCCACCGCCACCGCCACGAAACCUCCUGCAAGUAAUGCCUCUGCAACGCUGUACCCCAAUUUCCAGCACCUGAACGUCAAGGAUGUUCUUGCCGGAACCCAACUCAUCCAACCAAAUGAAUACCAUCAACUCUUCGAAUUUGAAGCCAAGCCCGAAGCCGACAAGGAGGCCCGCAAGGGGGAGCUGAAGCUUGUUCACAGGGACAAGUUCAUCUCGCUUAUUGCUGCAGCUGCUGCGAAUUCCACUCACGAUAAUUAUCACCACCGUUUUAAGCAGCGCAUCAGAAGGGACGCCACAAGGGUGGCCGCCUUGAUUCGCCGCCUAGAGGCUACUGGCGGCGGCGGCGGCCAUGAGUAUAAGGUGGCAGAUUUCGGGUCGGAGGUGGUAUCGGGCAUGGAGCAAGGCAGCGGAGAGUACUUCGUUCGGAUUGGGGUUGGCAGUCCGCCGAGGAGCCAAUACAUGGUCAUCGACUCCGGCAGCGACAUUGUUUGGGUUCAGUGCCAACCCUGCAACCAGUGUUACCGCCAGUCCGACCCGGUCUUCGAUCCAGCCAACUCCGCCUCCUUCGCCGGCGUCUCCUGCAGCUCCGCCGUCUGCGAUCGCCUUGAGAACUCCGGCUGCCACGAGGGUCGCUGCCGGUACGAGGUCCUCUAUGGAGACGGCUCCUACACCAAAGGCACGCUGGCCCUCGAAACCCUCACCUUCGGCCGGACGGCGGUGCGGAACGUGGCCAUCGGCUGCGGUCAUCGGAACCAGGGCAUGUUCGUCGGCGCCGCCGGAUUGUUGGGCCUCGGAGGCGGCUCCCUGUCUUUCGUGGGCCAGCUCGGCGGCCAAACAGGCGGCGCAUUCAGCUACUGCCUGGUGAGCCGGGGCACCAGUUCCACCGGUUCCUUGGACUUCGGGCAGGGAGCCUUGCCCGUUGGCGCCGCCUGGGUGCCGCUGCUCAGCAACCCGCGGGCACCCAGUUUCUACUUCAUCGGGCUGGCGGGUCUGGGCGUCGGAGGCGUCCGGCUGCCCAUACCCGAAGACCUUUUCCGGCUGACAGAAACGGGUGACGGAGGCGUGGUGAUGGACACCGGGACGGCAGUGACCAGGUUUCCGGUGGCGGCGUACGGGGCAUUCCGGGACGCAUUCGUGAGCCAGACGGCGAGCUUGCCGCGGACGGCGUCGGGGGUGUCGAUAUUCGACACGUGCUACGAUCUGAACGGGUUCGUGUCGGUUCGGGUACCGACCGUGUCGUUCUACUUUACGGGAGGGCCCAUACUGACACUUCCGGCCCGGAAUUUCUUGAUUCCGGUGGACGAGGCGGGAACGUUUUGCUUUGCAUUCGCGGCGUCUCCAUCUGGGCUCUCCAUAAUAGGGAACAUCCAGCAGGAAGGCAUUCAGAUUUCGUUCGAUGGGGCGAAUGGAUUUGCGGGAUUUGGACCCAAUGUCUGUUAAUAAUUUUUAUUUAAAAUAUAUUUAUAUAUAUAUAAAUAUAUUGAGAUGAGAUGAGAUGAGAUGAGAUGAGAUGUGAAAUUGAGAAAAGAAAAAGUGAGAGUUGGGAGGUACCAUUGGGGUGGGGGUGUGAAUUUUGUUGUUAUAUUACUAGUAAGUUACCGUAUUCAAAUAUUAUUAUAGUACAGUUAUAA
This is a messenger RNA of Diospyros lotus (date-plum), 1781 nucleotides long. RefSeq names its product protein ASPARTIC PROTEASE IN GUARD CELL 2. The coding region runs from base 82 to 1590 and encodes 502 amino acids. Gene Ontology annotation, biological process: proteolysis. The record is from RefSeq and is a predicted model, not a curated record. The transcript has a single exon. Gene Ontology annotation, molecular function: aspartic-type endopeptidase activity. NCBI's taxonomy places the organism in Eukaryota, Viridiplantae, Streptophyta, Magnoliopsida, Ericales, Ebenaceae.